GCGGGCUGAGCGGGCUUGCGGACUGGGCCGUGGGGCGGGCCGCUGUCGCUGUUAUCGCUUACCCCUCGCUCUUUUCCCGCAAACAAUCAAUGGGCAGACAACUUGUCAUGUUCGCUUACCACCAUGUUUAAUUAUGAUGCGUUGCAUCACUUUAGAGGUAGCAGAACAAUUUCGGUUGAUACACCAGGCGUGUGAGACUCGAUGGAGGAGAAGGACUUGGUCUGCGAACGAGUCUAUCAAUCCGCAGCCUUGCGCUUACCUCGCACGUCGCGAAGCUGGGGAAUCCUAGCAAAGAGGGACGCGUUAAUGAUUGGAUGAGUUGGAUGUUGCUUCGUACUACAGAGUCAGCCGCAAUCGUGACUUUGAGGCUGAGGGCUUAGCGCCGAACACGACAGGACACGAGACGAGACGGGCGCAUAAAUUCCAGCGACUCCCCCACGUCCGCGAAUCCAUUCUCCCACGCCCACAUGGCUGUCACUCUGUCCACGCGAGACGUGACCCAACCCAGAACCCGUCCAGAAUGACCGAGGAAUCCAAACCCACGGGCCCGGCAUCGGUGCAGGAGAUCUGGGACAAGACCAUCGUGCGGUUCCAGCAGCGCACGGGCCAGAGGCUCGAUGGGGUCGCGCGGACCCCCGAGGACCUGCGACGAGCGCUGGACGCCCACUAUGCCGCGCAGGAAGAUGACCCGGACACGUCCAAGGCGAAGGCGAUUGGGUUUCGGAUGAUUCAUUGUAUCCAGCUGCUCGGGGGGAUUGCGGCCGAGGGCGCGUCGAUGGUCUUUGGCCCCGCUAACCUCUGCUUCAACGCCCUCUCCUUCCUCCUCGACAUCCCCAAAAAGGUCGCCGAGUUCCACGGCGAGAUCAACGCCAUCUUCGCCGAGGUCGGCCCCGCCCUGGCCCAAUUCCGCAUCUACCAGCGCAUGGAAGAAAACACUCGCGUCGACGAGGCCCUACGAACCUCCAUCGACCAGGUCAUGACGAGCUUCGUCGACAUUUGCGCGAAUUGCAUCAACAUUCACCGCGAGGGCCGGUGGAAGAGCUUCAAGCGGAAUGCGAAGCGGGUUCUGCUAGAUGAGGGGUCUGUUCGCGAGGAGCUGGAAAAUUUCAAAAAGCUUACGCAGGAUCAGAUGAAUGUGCAGGCGACGCUGACGCUGGAGGUUGCGCUGGAGACGAAUGUUGGGGUUGCGUUUAUCAAGACGUCGGUUGGCGAGAUUGAUUCGGCGACCAGGGUCAUCAAGACGGAUGUGACGGGGUUGGUCGAAGCGGAGCAUAAGCGCGGGUUGAACGAUGCGAGGAAGAAGAACCUCGAUGCCAUCAAGGAGAAGCUGGGCCAGAAGGAGGAGGAUGUUGCGACCGUGGUGGAUGCGCGGGACAACAUGUGGAAGACGUCGGUCAAGGGCAGCGGCAAGUGGCUCAACGAGCUUGAUGCAUACACCCAGUGGCUCGAUCGGAGCAGCAGCGCAGCAGAUCCGCUGCUCAUCCUGACCGGAGAACCAGGGACAGGGAAAUCGUUCAUCGUCUCUGCCAUCGCGCAGGACGUCAAGGCCCGCAACUCGGCGACCAAGGCCGAGCGCGGCCUGCUGGGGUACUACUCAUUCUCGAUCGCGACCAAAACCGACAGUGACCGCAACCGGCCGGAGACGGCGCUCAAGUCGAUUUGCAUGCAAAUGGCGGAGCAGGACGCCGUCUAUGCAAAGCAUGUCGCGGGCGUGUGCGGCGAGGCGGGCAAGGACAAGAACUACUUCAAGGACGCUUCUUGCCAGGUUCUUUGGACGACUCUGGGCAUUGGCGCUCCGGCGAGGAACGCCAUGCAUUAUAUCCUGCUCGACUCGGUAAGUCUUCUCAGUGCGGAGGAGCUGGAACGGCUGCUCGAGGCGAUCCAGCAGGGUCCCGUUGCUUCGGACGGGGAAAAGGCGAACCCGGUUCGUGUGCUCAUCAGUGGUGAACCGUCGAGCUUCGACGAGGAGUGGUUGAGUUCGGUGUCGGCCAAGAGUAUUGACAUCACUCAAUACAACGACGACGACAUCAGCGCGUUCGUCGUGGAGGAGCUGAAAAAGGCCGACCUGUUCCAGGGAUCCGAUCAAGACUCGCAGCGGAGGCGAAAGACGGUCAAAGAGCGCCUGCUGAAGCGAUCCAACAACUGCUACGCAACGGUGCAGCAGGAUCUGGGCAAGAUCAAAGCCAUCGUCGCCUCGAGCGGGACAGAGGACGAGCUCAACCGGGUCCUGCAGGAAUCCAGCACAGACCCCAAAGCGCUGGUCCGGUCGGAGCUGGAGACGCUCGAGGCGGUGCUGAACCCCCGCGAGCUCGAAGAAGUGCACGAGCUGCUCAUCUGGACCGUCGCGGGGUUCGGUCGGUUCAACCUCGACGAACUGGCCGCAGCGCUGUACAUGCGCUUCAAGUCUGUUUCGCUCCAGCCGCUGGCGCAGAAGAUCACCGGCAAAUACUCCAAGAUCUUCACAUUGACCUACGGCGGGAAAUUCAUCGCGCUCAGAGACCACGUCGAGGAAUGCGUCGUCGCCGACCGAGUGCGCCCGCGGCAGUCGGUCGACGAUCCCAAAAUCACCGCGACCAUCACCAUCACCAACGGCGACAUCAAGGCGGUCCAGCGCUUCUUUUGGGACCUGACACACCACUCGUCGUUUGCCAACGGCUUCCAGUUCCGGCCGGACGCGGACCUGUCCCAGACGGCCAACCGAAAAAUCCAGAUCUACCGGAUCGACGCCCAUUUCGAGAUUGUGAAAAAGGCAUUCGACUACUUCCUCAUGCCCAACGGCGAGGACAAGCAAAAAGGCGAGCUCUCCGGAAAGUAUCUGAUGAUGUGUCUCCCGGACCAUCUCAAGGCACUCUACGAAGCCGAGGGGCUGGAUGAGCUUUCCCUGGCGGACAAGCAGUACAUCGGCUCGCACGUGUACGACAUGUUCAACGAAGGCGACCUCGUCGAGACCAACUGGGAGAUCUGUCCGUGGUCAAUUUGGUACAAGUCGGAUGACGAGAUGGGCAUCUUCUGGAACUGGCUCGACGAUCCGGUGGCGAUUGCGCGGUUGGGAGCACGCGAUAAACGCUGGCUUGCGGAGAUCAAAAAAGGCAAGAAUCGGAACCGCAGCCUGCUCACUCCGAUCAUGACCAUGAUUGCGCGCAACUGGCUGCAGGCGACCGAAUGGGAGAUCUCGAGACCCUCGGACUGGCUGACGGGGUUCCUUCAGUUGGGCGCUCCACAAGCCAAGGAAAAGACCGACGCCAACGGAGAACCAGAAGCGGAGGCGCAGCAGUCCGUCGAGGAAACACCCGACGACGGCGAGAUAUACAUCACGGCAAACGACAACGUCGUAGAGAAAGUGCUCAAAGCCGAAAAAUGGGCAAAGCAGGCACUGGGCGUGACAGAAAUCGAUGCUACCUGGUGCAUCCGCCUCGGCCAGACGUAUCGAGACUUGCGCGAGUCGGAGGCUGCCUCGGAGCAGUAUGAAAAGGCCGCUGCGAUCCUCCAAGGCCAGGAUCCCAUCGACAAGGAUCGACUCGCGGGCGUGUUUCACGCGCUGGGGGACCUCCAGAACGAGCCCAAGGACGCGCUGCCGUACUACAAGCAGGCAUACGAGCAGAACGACUCGAAUGUGGAUAUCCUCUACGCCCUCGCCACACGCUCCGCUUCCAAGGGGAUAACAGAAGAGGCAUCCUCGAUCAUCCAAAAGGCUGCGACCCAGACAGUCCCAGGCACGGAUUCCUCGCUACUUGUCUCGAUGCUGAAAAAGACCGUCCGCGAUCAAGCGUGGGACGACAUGCUCGCGAUAUUUACAGUGUUCCUAUCUCUCAUAGAAUCCUCUCCUGACAUCUGGCCAACUCUAAACACGGAGCUGGAAAAUGCAAUCGACAAAUACCGUGCGGAGAAUGAACUCAAGGAGCUCGCGACGUUCCACCUCCUGCAAGGAGCCGCACUCUACUAUCUCCGCCAGGAGAUCCCAGAGGACCUAGAGCAGGCAGCCACCUCCUGGCGCGCGGGUCUGGCCACUGUGCGCGAAGAAGUCGGCUUUGAAGAAAACGACCAGCUCGUGUACGUUGAACAGCACUGCCUCAGCUCGCUGGGUCGGCUGUACGUCGAAGGCAUAAUCCAGGAACGGGACUCGGACCCGCAGUCGGGUUUCCAGGAACUGCAACAGGCACACGAGUCCGAGAGAGCGUCCCGGGCCGUCACGGCUCUGCUGGCGUCUCUGUGCGCACUGACUGGACAGCGGGAUAAAGCGCGUGAGGUCCUGCGAGCCGAUAUGGUUACUGCGUUUAACAUUCUUGUCGACGACGAAGCUGGAAAUGACUGGGAGGGCUUUGCGUCGAUCCGGCAUCUCCUCGCGCACACGGGGGACUUUGAGAAUGCUUACAAGGCUUGUAUGUUGUUCCCGGGGCAGUGGUUCAAUCUCGAUGUUCUCAAGGCGCUGCUGGACGAUGAAGAACCCGCCUUCGAAGCCGCCAGCGCGCAGCUGGUAGAAUUCUUCGAAAAGGAGUGCCAUCCAGAGGAAACACACGAGGACCGGUUCAGCAAAACCUCAACCGAAGUCGAGCGCCUUCUCGCCGCAGCGGAACCCGACAGCAGCGAGCACGCCGCGUGGACGGGCAUCUCCAAGCUCCUAAGCGGAUACCGCCAUCUCAACGAUAACUCGUUCUUCUGCAACUGGUGCAGGAAGCCGUAUGACUUUGACAAGGGGUUCAACGCUUGCAAAUACUGCUACGAUAUGGACCUCUGUGAUAAGUGCUUGGGUGACUUGCGCCCUGGAACGCCGGGUGCACCGUAUGUAUGCAGUAAGUUGCACGACUGGAUUCACCUGGAGCCGUGGGAUACGCGCAGCUAUGUUCGGGCGUGGAAAAGGGUGGUGCCUGUUAUUGCCGAGAAUGGGGUUGAGCGGUUGGUUCCCGUGUCCAAGUGGUUGGGGGAUUUGUGUGAUGAGUGGGGGUUGGCCAAGGCAGAUUGGGACUUUGAGUAGCUACUCGCGCAAGAUGAGGACACGGGAAGAUGGCGAGAACCGGAGAGUACUCAACGUCUACCGCAAUUUAGUACGCAGCUUUUAGCAUGAGAUCGAAUUUCAUGCAGGGUAAAAUCUAGCCCAACCACAUGUCUUGAUUUAUUACCCAUGGAUUCUAAGAUACGAUCAAGCUUCCUUUCUAGGAGACUUACGUUACAAAUCAUAACGUAAUAAGAAG
Molecule: messenger RNA, 5189 nt
Organism: Aspergillus calidoustus
Lineage: Eukaryota; Fungi; Ascomycota; Eurotiomycetes; Eurotiales; Aspergillaceae
Source: the annotation of a GenBank genome assembly